Acanthopagrus latus (yellowfin seabream) is the source of this 2603-nucleotide messenger RNA. RefSeq names its product phosphoribosyl pyrophosphate amidotransferase (gene ppat). Gene Ontology annotation, biological process: purine nucleotide biosynthetic process; purine nucleobase biosynthetic process. Lineage: Eukaryota; Metazoa; Chordata; Actinopteri; Spariformes; Sparidae. The transcript is spliced from 11 exons. Gene Ontology annotation, molecular function: amidophosphoribosyltransferase activity. Bases 450 to 1979 code for a protein of 509 amino acids. The record is from RefSeq and is a predicted model, not a curated record.
ACCCCCAUUUUCUCUUUGACAGAGAGAUUGAUUUUCUUAAAACCUCAUCAAGAAGAAACAAUCGGCCGCGUGACUGAGUUUCAUAAGUUGUUUGGCUCCUAAUCGCAGAAAAAAAAAAAAAAACACCACGUGUUUCGUCAGUUGGAGUUGUUUGAUUAGUUUAUUUUCUGCCACGACAGUGAUGGCGGCCUGUUUCUUCCGUUAACGCUUAUUGAUUAGUUCCUAUCUCCACGUCGCCUCUGUCGGUGAUUUCUCAAGCCGUCUUCAACAAUGUCGGCUGAACUUAUUUGGUUUUAACGAGCCACGUUGUGUCGAACGUUCAGCCCCUAAAACCGCACGUGUUCGUCCGUUGACGCGCGUUCAGGGACGCACGCGCUGAUUGCUCUGGCAACCAGGCACGGGACUUGAAGCGGAGGAGCAAACUAACCGGGACCGACCGGCAGCGGCUGAUGGAGUUCGAGGAGUCCGGUAUCGGGGAGGAAUGCGGGGUUUUCGGGUGUGUGGCUGCGGGAGAGUGGCCCACACAGCUGGAGGUGGCUCAGAUAUUAAGCCUGGGACUGGUGGCGUUACAGCACAGGGGUCAGGAAAGUGCCGGGUUUGUCACAUGUAAUGGAGGCAGUCCACCCACAUACACAACCCACAAGGGGAUGGGAUUAGUGAGCACUGCUUUCCCACCCGAGGCUCUUCAGAAGCUGCGCUAUGGUAACCUCGGUAUUUGUCACACACGCUAUUCAACCACAGGGAUCUCUGAGCUGCAAAACUGCCAGCCCUUUGUGGUGGAUACACUGCAUGGCAAGAUUGCAGUGGCACACAAUGGAGAGCUGGUUAAUGCUCAUGCACUGCGGAAAAAGGUAAUGCGCCAUGGCGUCGGCCUCUCCACCAGCUCGGACAGUGAGCUCAUCACACAACUGCUGGCACUGACUCCACCCAUGGAGGAGCUGGACGCACCAGACUGGGUUGCCAGGAUUAAAAACCUGAUGAUGGAGACCCCCACAUCGUACUCACUGUUGGUGAUGUUCAAAGAUGUUAUCUACGCCGUACGCGACCCUUAUGGAAACCGGCCGCUCUGCAUUGGACGGCUUGUUCCCAUUUCCAAACUGCACAGUUCAGGUGAUGGAGAGGAGGACACAGAGGGAUGGGUUGUGUCAUCAGAGUCCUGCAGCUUCCAGUCUAUUGGUGCCAGGUAUUACAGAGAGGUGUUGCCAGGAGAGAUAGUCCAGAUAUCCAGGCAUGGAAUCAAGACUCUGAGUGUUGUCCCUCGUCCUGAGGGGGACCUCCCUGCCUUCUGCAUCUUUGAAUAUGUAUACUUUGCCAGACCAGACUCAAUUUUUGAAGGGCAGAUGGUCUAUACUGUCAGGCAACGCUGCGGUCGGCAGUUAGCCAUCGAGGCGCCAACAGACGCAGACGUGGUCAGCACUGUGCCAGAGUCUGCAACUCCUGCUGCGCUGGGCUACGCUCAGCAGUCUGGGCUGCCUUAUAUCGAAGUUCUGUGUAAGAACCGCUAUGUUGGGAGAACGUUCAUUCAACCAAAUACUCGCUUAAGGCAGCUGGGAGUCGCCAAGAAAUUUGGAGCCUUGACAGACAACUUUGCUGGAAAACGAGUGGUGUUAAUUGAUGACUCCAUCGUCAGAGGCAACACCAUCUCCCCCAUUAUAAAACUGCUGAAGGAAGCUGGUGCGACUGAGGUCCACAUCAGGGUGGCUUCUCCUCCCAUCAGGUACCCCUGCUACAUGGGCAUCAAUAUUCCAACCAAGGAGGAGCUCAUCGCCAACAAGCCCGAGUUUCAGGACAUUGCUGGAUACAUUGGUGCCGACAGCGUCAAGUAUCUGUCUGUGGAGGGCCUGGUAUCAGCAGUCCAGGAGGGAAUCACCUCCAUCCAGAACGACAAGAUGAUCAGCUCCAGUAACAAGUCCAGCAAGAGAGUGGGCCACUGCACAGCCUGCCUGACUGGGAAAUAUCCAGUGGAGCUGGAGUGGUAACUGGUGCUCCAACGCCAAGACCGCUCAUCGUUACAGGAGCCACACUGUGGAUUCACUGCAAGCUCCAAAAGCAGAUACAUGUGAAUAUGUUCUCUGUAACGUGGAAACAGUGUGGUCCAACAUCUCAGUAUUGUUGUCAGGGACAGAAGAGAUGUGUUUAAUAUGCAACCACUACUUUAUAAUUUCUCUUUAGAUUGUCUUUAUCAUGUUUAGAUCCACUCGAUCUCACUUGAGUUGAAAAUGUUGCUCUUGAUGACCUCCAGUGGUUGCUGUCUCUCCUAGCUGCAGUGACUUAGCAGUCUAGUGUUUGUUUACUACGUCCUGAUUACUGCUGCAUGUCUGACCACACAACACAGAUGCUUUUGAAGAUUGUAAAUGUAUUUUCAUAAAAUCUUAAAACAUAGUUUCACAUUCCAAGCCUGAACCACAGUCAGAAAAAAAAACGCACAAGGCUGGUGACCAAAACAUGAAAUUGUCUUUAUUUUCCUUAACAAGUGUACUUUUCUACCUUUAACUUGACCUCUUUUGAGUGUGGCUGUUUGGAAUAUUUUUUUUGGGUUUCUUAACUUUGAGCAUUACAUGAAUAUAUUUGAAAAGUUAAAUAAACAGAAACUGCAUUAAGAA